Anisakis simplex (herring worm) is the source of this 555-nucleotide messenger RNA. NCBI's taxonomy places the organism in Eukaryota, Metazoa, Nematoda, Chromadorea, Rhabditida, Anisakidae. The record is from the annotation of a GenBank genome assembly.
AUGGCGUUCAACAAUCAGGGCUUUGGUACUGCCGGACAGAAUUUCGCAAGUGGAUUCACACAACAACAAGGAUUCGGAGGUCAGGCGGGUAAUUCCACCAGUCAAACUGGGUUUGGCUUUGGACAACAGGCCGGAUUCGGAAACCAGAAUGGAUUCGGUUUUGGGCAAGCUGGUUUCGGACAGGGUGGUUUUGGUAACCAGGCCGGCUUCGGAGCUCAAGGUGGUUUUGGACAAACCGGUUUUGGGCAAGGUAACUUUGGUAACCAGACCGGCUUCGGACAAAGUGGUUUCGGUCAAACCGGUUUUGGACAGGGUGGCUUCGGUGGUUUCGGCGCCCAAUCGGCUGCUUUCAAUCAAGGUUUCGGUGGGCAGUUCGGACAGGCUGGCUUCGGACAGGCUGGCUUCGGACAGGCUGGCUUCGGACAGGCUGGCUUCGGGCAGGCAGGUUUCGGGCAGGCAUCUGGUUUCGCAGGUUUUGAGAACGGCAAUAACUUCAACAACCGGAACAACAAUUUCUCAUCUUUUGCGAAUGCUAACCGCUCGGUUAUUUUUUGA